This is a messenger RNA of Epinephelus moara (kelp grouper), 1814 nucleotides long. RefSeq names its product chromosome 22 C6orf136 homolog (gene c22h6orf136). The record is from RefSeq and is a predicted model, not a curated record. The transcript has 7 exons. Bases 352 to 1635 code for a protein of 427 amino acids. NCBI's taxonomy places the organism in Eukaryota, Metazoa, Chordata, Actinopteri, Perciformes, Serranidae.
AGUGCUGGUAUUUCCGACAGCAGUGAAGGCAGCAUUACGCCGGGCUGCGUGAGGCGUGUUGGCCGGGACAAGGACACUCAGCGGCGGAAUGACAUUUGUGUAAGUCAGCUAUGUGACGAUAACCAGCUCGUUACCAGCCUUAACCCACCCGUGACCACCGCACACACCCGGACCCGGAGAGGCACAGCGUCCACACCAACUGCAGCCGGGUUUUAUAUGUAAAAGGUUGGAGGUAGAGAGCCUGCUGCCGUAGCUGGGAGUCGUCCAGAGUCAGAGUCUGCGUGUCUUUGCCGUGUCGUGCGUGCUGUGGGGCUGAGCUGGUGACUGGGGUUGCCCCUGCCCCUGUGGUGAAUGGCUGUGAGCAGAGGGGGCGUGGCCUUCUGGGUGGGUUGUGUCCGCAGCCAUGGCAGAAGGCAAGCCAUCAGAAGACAGAGCUGGAGUCUCAGUCAGGCAACCGACUGUCAGUGGCUCCGUCAGACACGCCCCCUGAGCAGUGCAUCAUGGGCUCUGGUGCCCCCCAACAGCCUGAGGUAUCAGAACAUUAAGCAGCCGGCGCUGUCCCACCCGUUCCACCAUGCCAGCCAGCCUCAGACUGGAGCGUACUAUGAGGAAGACUGGGAGGAGUCUCUGAGCGUGUGCGUGCUGGUGCGACAGGGUGAGUCAGACGCCCUCCACACCCUGCUGGAGAUCCCUCUGUUUAGUCGCAGUAAAGUAGGAGAGCUCCUCGCUCUGGGGCCUCACAGGUCCUCCGAGUUCUCCUUCCCGCUGACCACGGUGGACGGCAGCAGAGAGGAUGACAUCAGCGUCGACAGCUUCAAGAGAAACAGCGUUGAUGCUGUAAAGAGAGAACACGGCUGCUUCAGGAGCCUGUUUGAAGCUGAGAGGUGUCCGGCGCCGUUCAUGUAUGGCUCUCAGUUCUAUUGUUUUCAUUGCCCAGGCACGGAGCCGCUGCCCGGCAGCAGGCCUGAGUCUGGGCAGGAUUUUGGACUUGACAGUAAGCCUGUGGAGCCGCCGCCGCCGCCCUCCACCUCUCUGUGUAGCCAUUUAGAGAGAGCAGAGGGGGAGCACGCUGACGGAGACAGUGAAGGAGAGGAGAAACUGGCCGUGAUGUAUGAACGACUGAGGAUAGAGCUUCCAAGUUUCUUCAUGAAGAACCACGACUACAGCAUGUACUCUUUGGAUAUGGAAUUCAUCAACGGCCUCUUAAACACAAAGACCAGAGGCCGCACGGUGUACCAGCUGACCCUCUCCCUGUGGCGCCUCCUGUGUCUAUGUUACUACGCCCGGGCUCAGCUGGAGGUGCUGAAGCUCACCAAGCACAUGGAGGACGGGACCAUCAAGGCUCGCUGGAGGAUCAGGGGCCUUCCCUUCUACUCUCUGCUGCUGCGCUUCUAUCGCAAAGACAAAUCUCAGCUGUACAGGUCAUAUGAUGCAUUCUCUACCUUUUACAUCGGGCAGGAUGGACUCAUUCACUGUCAUAAAGUUGAGAAGGUGAUGCCGGUUCAGCCCCCUGUCCUACCCAGAGUGACUUCUCUCCUGGCGGGCGCUCUGGUGGCGCUCGGGGUGCAGGAGCACCGACCGGCUCUCAACCUGCUGCCCCUCCUCCUGUCCUCGCGGCGACAGAGCAGAGACUGAGCCCGGUGUGACGCUAGAGGAACAAUGGCCAGUGGAAUCAACAAUGUGUCUAAGGUCCAUGUGACUCUGAAAAGUUUCAUUCAUUCUCAACAUAGGAACACAUUAAAGAGGAGGGUCAGACCCUCUGUCCUAAAGUCUCACCAUGUUGCCCCUGAAUUAAACACAAAGUCAAGACUUUA